This is a messenger RNA of Dermatophagoides farinae (American house dust mite), 1572 nucleotides long. Its product is annotated as 4-hydroxyphenylpyruvate dioxygenase. NCBI's taxonomy places the organism in Eukaryota, Metazoa, Arthropoda, Arachnida, Sarcoptiformes, Pyroglyphidae. The record is from RefSeq and is a predicted model, not a curated record. Gene Ontology annotation, biological process: aromatic amino acid metabolic process. Gene Ontology annotation, molecular function: 4-hydroxyphenylpyruvate dioxygenase activity.
UAUUGCGACUGGAAAAACAAGUAAAACCACCUACCAAUAAAUGAUAAAACAGGUUUAAAAAAAAAUUUAUUGAAAAUUUUGUCACUAUUAGUGUCGAAAUCAAAUAUGGUGAAUUAUAAUUGCCACCAAAAUGAUGAUAAGAAAAAAAGUGUCAUCAUCGAAACCGAGGUCAUCGCCAUGCCUAUGGGCUAGUUAUUUUUUCGAAAUUAAAUAUAAUUUGUCCCUAUUCACAAGCUGCGAUUUGAUUCAUAUCAACCACAGAUAAACAGAUUUAUAAGGCUGCUUGAACAAGUUUAAAUGGAUUUGUCACCCCGGACAUUACAAUUACAAGUGAGUUUUUUCGCAAACUAGGAUAAUUUCAACGUUGAUUACGGUCAUAUAACAAUCGAAAAAAAAUUCAAUCAGCAGUGAUUUUGAGUGAAAAAAUCGUAAUCAUUUUGAACAAUAAUGAGUGGUCGAUGUCUAUCAUUAUCACAUCUUACCUUCUAUGUGACCAAUGCUAAACAAGCGGCAUUAAAUUGGUGUAUGCAAUAUGGAUUCAAACCAUUUAGAUUUCGUGGUUUAGAAACUGGACAUCGUCAACAAUGUGGACAUGCUGUUCGCAAUAAUGAAAUUGUUCUGGUAUUUGUUUCGCCAUAUGAUGAUACCGAUAAUUCGAUGAAUGCCUACCUAAUUCGACAUGGAAAUUCAAUCAAAGACAUUGCUUUGAAUGUGGAUUGUUUGUCAAGCAUAAGCGAUCGAAUCAAAAAGUUUGGGGUGCCCAUAAGAGAAUGGACCGAAGAGGAUAGUCAUGGACUCGUCAAAUAUGCCCAGGUAUUAGCAUUUGGCGAUACGACACAUACGCUGGUAGAACGCAACAAUUAUCCUGGCACUGAAUUUUUGCCCAAUUGGCGUCAAAACCCAUUGGAAUCACAUCUGACCAAUAGUGUUUGGUGCCAAUUGCCCGAUACCGGUUUGAAACGCAUCGAUCAUUUGGCUAUGAAUCAAUUAAACGGUACCGGUAAACAAGUUGGCCAAUGGUAUAAUCAAAUGUUGAAUUUUAAACGUUUCUGGUCAAACGAUGAUACGAUUAUCAAUACUGAUAGUUCGGGAUUACGUGCAAUUUUCAUGAUCAAUGGUGAUGAUGAAACCGUCAAACUAACCAUUAAUGAACCUAUUUCGGGUUCACAUAAAUCGCAAAUACAAGAAUUUCUUGAUUACCAUCAAGGACCAGGUGUACAGCAUAUUGCUUUUCAUACGGAUGACAUAUGUGAAUCAAUUAUGCAGUUGGAAAAUAGAGGUGUUGAAUUUUUGGACACACCUUACGCAUAUUAUAAAAAUUUAGAACAACGAUUGGCCAAAGAUAAAAUUCAGAUUGACAGAGAUAUUCCUCAAUUAAUCAAACACAACGUUCUGGUCGAUUAUGAUCAUCGUGGACAUCUGUAUCAGAUUUUCACCCGACCAAUACAGGAUAGACCAACAGUAUUCUUGGAAUUGAUUGAACGACAUCAAUUUGGAGGUUUUGGUGCAGGAAACAUAAAAGCAUUGUUCGAAUCGAUUGAAGAGGAACAAAAACAACGAGGCAAUGUAUAA